ACCAGGAAGAAGAAAAGUUGAAAUACAAGCUUAUAAUUGAAGUAAUUUUCCUUGACCUUAACAGUCUGAUCUACGACUACGAGUUUUUAUGCUGCGAACUCCGACUCCCAAACCCUAAGCACUUUUGGCAUCUUCGAUUCUUGUAUUGCUUGCUGCGGAAGAAAAAAUCCUUUGAUCGCAGAAGCAGAUAAAUUGACUUGAAAAUCUUGAAGUCUGUUUCAGUAUCUUUGCAAAGUACCUGCAGAAAUGGCAAUGACAAUUGAAGGUUUGUACCUUUAUGCCUUCUCUUUCUAUAUUCAUGAUGAUUUGUUUGGCAUUAAAUGCUCGAUCCUUUUUUUGGAAUUAAAGGAGACGAUUGUUAUUUUGUUUUCUGUAUCAUAGUUUGACUUGCUAAUUGCGUCGUCGGGUAUUUCUGGAAACUUAGUUAUCUCUGCAUUCUGAUCUGGUGUUGCUCUCAAUGUUGUUGUCAGUGACUCAGUUGAAUUAACUUAAGCUGCAUUCAUGAAUCUUUUAUCUGUAUUCUCUAUUAGGGGCGGAGCUAGGAAUUUAAUUAGGAGGGGAAAAAAUAUAUGAGGAAAUUUUGAGGAUAUGAGAUGGGGCAUAUAUAGGGAAACUUUAAAAAAAUAGCUUGUUGGGGAUUUUUUAUGAGGGGCAUUUGUCUGUUGUGGAGCUCAAGUGGCUUCAUCACUGUUCUCUACCCACCAGUAUGCAUUAGAUAUUAGAGAAUGGAGCAUGUAACUUCUAGUAUGAUUGCUAGUUCACAUGUAGUAUUUGCUGAACCACUGUGUGAUUUAUCCUAAAUGCAUUUUUUUCGUAGUGUUGUAAAUAUAUUAUUACUGCAAUGUCUAAUCUACUUUAUAUUGUGGUUUUGAUCUUGCAACUUAUACUGGUACGCUAUUCCGGUACUGUGUGACUGAUCUGGUCGAUUGCAUGCAGUUCUUGCAGGACUUGCAUUCAUGUUUUCAUCUAGCAUCCUGCUCCAGAUCUUGGCUUGUGCGAUAUACAGCAACUGGUGGCCAAUGUUAUCAGCUCUGAUGUAUGUUCUGGUGCCAAUGCCUUGUCUUUUCUUUGGUGGUGGAACCACUCAAUUCCUUACCAGUCGAGAAGGUGGGGGUUGGAUAGAUGCUGCCAAGUUCUUGACCGGUGCAUCUGCUGUGGGGAGCAUGGCCAUUCCCAUCAUUCUGAGGCACGCAGGCUUGAUAGGAACCGGCGCAAUGUUCAUUGAAUUCACGUCUUUCUUCAUAUUUGUCUGCACGAUCCUUUGCUUCCAUCGUGCCAGUCUGGACGAUGAGUGGUAACACUUCUAUCAAGAGACGAUGUCUGUAAACCUUGGACCGCUGCUGUGUUUGGUUAUUUUGGAAGAGUGAAAUGAAAAAAAAUUAACAAGAAAGUUGAAAAAUAGAGGAAGAUAUAUAUCCAACAUGUACAGAUAGAUAAAUUAUUGGUCGGUUGGCAGAGUUUGCUCUUGUGAAUCUUUGAUGUUAGAUUAGCAGCAGACCUGUUCCACAUUUCUGACUCUUCCAGUAAUUUGAUAUUUUAAAAUAA
Molecule: messenger RNA, 1545 nt
Organism: Salvia splendens (bonfire salvia)
Lineage: Eukaryota; Viridiplantae; Streptophyta; Magnoliopsida; Lamiales; Lamiaceae
Product: vacuolar protein sorting-associated protein 55 homolog
Exons: 6
Coding region: 957-1298 (113 amino acids)
Biological process (GO): late endosome to vacuole transport via multivesicular body sorting pathway
Cellular component (GO): endosome
Source: RefSeq, a predicted model, not a curated record